Nematolebias whitei (Rio pearlfish) is the source of this 1671-nucleotide messenger RNA. It is a transcript of the gene efemp1, whose product is annotated as EGF containing fibulin extracellular matrix protein 1. The record is from RefSeq and is a predicted model, not a curated record. Lineage: Eukaryota; Metazoa; Chordata; Actinopteri; Cyprinodontiformes; Rivulidae. Gene Ontology annotation, molecular function: calcium ion binding. The coding region runs from base 206 to 1555 and encodes 449 amino acids. The transcript has 11 exons.
GCAUCCCCUCCCCUCCCCUACUGUACUCACCGCAUGUUCACCACCAGCUUGUCCUCAGUCCAAAACCUAACAUCCUCUGCGCAGUUGGAGAGGUAAAAGCUCGCAUCGCGCACGUCAAGAAACCAGAGCCGUUUCCUUCAGCGCGUCAGGAGAGGUGGAAUAACCACAGGUAGCUGCAAGAGCUGCUCCCGAGGUUUUGGUCAACAUGCUGGGCUUCUGCGUGUGUCUCUGUGCGGUUUUCACUCAGGUCCUCUCCCAGGAGCCCGAGGAGCCCGUCACCUACUCAUGCACAGAGGGGUACACCUAUGACAAAGUCAAAGAGCAGUGCAGAGACAUUGACGAAUGUGAGCUGUUAGAUGAUGCCUGCAAAGGAGGGAUGAAAUGCAUCAACAACUUCGGGGGAUACCUCUGCCUCCCCAAGAACGCCAUCAUCUACGUCACCGUGGACAGGCCUGAGGAGGGGACGCAGCCUGACCACGCACCUCAAGUCCCCGUCGUCCAACCAAGCCAGCCCCAGGUCUCAAGGGUCCCUCAGCCCACCAUUCGCUGUUCACCAGGUUUUACUGCUGAUGAGCAGAAUUACUGCAGAGACGUAGAUGAAUGUGCAACAAGCAGACACACUUGUGGGCCUGAACAGACGUGCUUUAACACCAGAGGCUCCUACAUGUGCCAGUGUCCUCUCGGCUUCCAGAAAAACGGAGACCGUUGUAUUGACAGAGACGAGUGUGGCCUGAGUCACUACUGCAUGCAUAGAUGUGUGAAUACCCGGGGCUCUUACUACUGCGAGUGCAGCACGGGUUACAGUUUGUCUCAAGACAACCACACCUGUGCUGAUGUCAAUGAGUGUGAGGUGGAGAGCCCUUGUCAGCAUCAUUGCUACAACCUGAUUGGCUCCUUUCUGUGUCAGUGUGACCACGGCUUUGAGUUGGCGGCAGACACGGUGUCCUGCGAAGACAUCGAUGAAUGCAGCUUGUCCAGCUACAUGUGUCAGUAUCAGUGUGUUAACAACCCUGGGAGUUACGCCUGCGAGUGUCCACAAGGAUACCAGCUGCAAGGAAGCAGGAUGUGUCAAGACAUAAAUGAGUGUGAGAUGGGGACCCAGGACUGCCAAGAUGAUGAAAUGUGUUGGAACUAUUACGGAGGCUUCCGCUGUUACCCCAGAAACCCGUGUGAGCCUCCUUACACCCAGACCGCUGAAAAUCGCUGCAUCUGUCGAUCUCAAACCGAGUGCCAGGGUCUCCCACCAUCAAUAGUCUACAAAUACAUGAGCAUCCAGGCGGACCGAACCGUGCCGGCCGACGUAUUCCAGAUUCAGGCCACCUCCGUGUUCGCCAACACGCACAACAACUUCAUGAUUAAAGCAGGGAACGAAGGAGGAGAAUUCUUUCUUCGGCGUUCCAACAAUGUGAGUGCCAUGCUGGUGCUUACCAAGCCUCUGCCAGGACCCAGGGAGUACAUCGUGGACCUGGAGAUGGUCACUCUCCAUCUAACCAUGAACUACCGCACCAGCUCGCUGCUGCGGCUCACCAUCGUUGUGGGGGCUUUUCCUUUCUGAGCAGCACAAGUCCCGGCAGCCCGCAAGAGUCAAACAUAGCAAAUGCCUGCAUCAGCAUAACAUACUUCACGUUUUCACUCUCAUAUAACAUUGGCUGCCUCAGAUUCAAACAUCCG